CAUGGGCCCGCCGCUCUGAGCAGCCGGGGGUGCCCGGCGCGCGAGCCUCGGACGCGGGCGGGACAUGUGAUCAUGGACAGCCGGACCAAGGAAAAUCCAGAAAGAACCUUUGACUUGGUAUUAAAAGUAAAAUGUCAUGCCUCUGAAAACGAAGAUCCUGUGAUAUUGUGGAAAUACCCAGAAGAUUUUGGAGACCAGGAAGUCCUACAGAGUGUGCCGAAGUUUUGUUUCCCCUUUGACAUCGAAAGAGUGUCACAAAAUCAAGUUGGGCAGCACUUUACCUUUGUACUGACAGACAUUGAAAGUAAACAGAGAUUUGGAUUUUGCAGACUCACAUCCGGAGGCAAAAUCUGCUUAUGCAUUCUAAGUUACCUACCGUGGUUUGAAGUAUAUUACAAACUUCUAAAUACUUUAGCAGAUUACUUGGCUAAGGAACUGGAGAGUGAUUUGAAUGAAACUCUCAAAUCACUAUACAACCACCCAGUACCAAAGUCAAACACUCCUGUCAAUUUGAGUGUGCAUUCCUACUUCAUUGCACCUGAUGUAACUGGACUCCCAACAAUACCUGAGAGUAGAAAUCUAACAGAAUACUUUGUUGCUGUGGAUGUGAACAAUAUGCUGCAACUGUAUGCCUGCAUGCUACACGAAAGGCGCAUCAUCAUUACCUCCAGUAAAUUAAGCACUUUAACUGCCUGUCUUCAUGGAUCGGUUGCUCUGCUCUACCCCAUGUAUUGGCAACACAUUUACAUCCCAGUGCUGCCGCCGCACCUACUGGACUACUGCUGUGCUCCAAUGCCAUACCUGAUUGGAAUACACUGCAGCCUCAUAGAGAGAGUGAAAAACAAAUCGCUGGAGGAUGUAGUCAUGUUAAAUGUCGAUACAAAUACCUUAGAAUCGCCAUUUAAUGACUUGAACAAUCUGCCCAGUGAUGUGGUCUCGGCCCUGAAAAAUAAACUGAAGAAGCAGUCUACAGCUACGGGGGACGGAGUCGCUCGGGCCUUUCUUAGGGCACAGGCAGCUUUGUUUGGAUCCUACAGAGAUGCACUGAGAUACAAACCUGGUGAACCUGUCACUUUCUGUGAGGAGAGUUUCGUAAAGCACCGCUCAAGUCUGAUGAAACAGUUCUUGGAAACUGCAGUUAACCUCCAACUUUUUAAGCAGUUCAUUGAUGGUCGACUGGCAAAAAUAAAUGCAGGAAGAGGAUUCUCUGAUGCAUUUGAAGAAGAGAUCACUUCAGGUGGCUUUUGUGGAGGAGGAAAUCCACGAUCAUAUCAACAGUGGGUGCAUACAGUCAAGAAGGGAGGUGCUCUGUUCAACUCUGCAAUGACCAAAGCAAGUCCUGCUGUGCGAACAGCAUAUAAAUAUGCAAAAAAUCAUGCCAAACAAGGAAUAAAGGAAGUGAAGAGUAAGCUAAAACACAAGGAAAAUGAUGAUGACUAUGGUACCUGUUCUGGUUCUGUCCAGUACACACCAGUGUACACAUUACAUAAUGAAAAGGGAAGAGACCUAGAAAAACACCAACUCUCCCAGGCAAUCACAAAAAAAACUCAGAAGAGCCUUGAUGGUGUGUAUGGUGAAGAUGAUGAUGACAUGGAGAGAGCAAGCAAGUUGUCUUCUGAAGAUGGAGAAGAAGGUACCUCUUAUUUUUAUGAAAGUGAUGACUCUAUUGAAACCAGAGUAAAGACUCCUUACUCAGGUGAAAUGGACUUAUUAGGAGAGAUCCUUGAUACACUGAGCAUACACAGCUCAGAUCAGGGAAAGCUGGCAGCAGCCAAGAGCUUGGAUUUUUUUAGAUCAAUGGAAGAUAUUGAUUAUAAACCUACGAAUAAAUCCAACGCCCCUAGUGAGAAUAAUCUGGCCCUGCUCUGCAGUGGUUCCGGAGACCAAGGAAAGUGGCACCGUGGGCAGGACGACAGCGCCCUACUAGGCCCACAUCUGCCUCCAUCUCCCCGGAAGCGGGUCUCCUCUAGUGGUUUGACGGAGUCUUUGUUCAUGCUCAAAGAAGAGAACAAUGAAAAGAGCCUCAGCGCUGACAAUGUGAACAGCCUGGCGAGGAAGGCAGCAGCUUCCUCUCUGGGAGAGGCUUUCCAGCCAGCUUUGCCCCGAGUUUCCCAGGAGACCCAAGCGAAAGCAGAGCAGAAGGAAACACUAAGCCGGAUUUCAGACGAGGCGCCCACACCCAGCCUGGGGCAGCGCCCCUCGACUUGUGUUCCUUGGGAAAAGGAAGAGUCACAAGACGCAGACACUUCCGAGACUGCUGGGCUGCUUCAGGAGGUAGCAUUCCUGUGUCACCUAGCCCCUGCCUGCCAGCAGGACUCACACACAUCCGCAAAGGACACAAGUGAAAAUCAAGCUUAAUCCAGCAAUGAAGUUAGGUACUUGCAUCCAAGCUUCGAUGGAGAUAACUUUAGGCUUCUAUGUAAUCUUUACAGUAAACAGAUUAUUUGUAGGAAUGAUCGUGCUUACUGUCGUUUUCAGAAUUCUUUUUCAUUUGAGACAUCAUUUCCCUGAUUCAGUCAUCUCGUGAUAUGUAUGAAAAUAAUUUACAUUGAUUUUCACAUGUAAAGCUGAUGCUUCAAUGUUCCCUUCAACCAGGUACGAGAAAAUAUGUAUGUUGGAAGUCUGUAUUGAUCAUCUGAUAUCCCAGUAUUUGGUGCUUAAUGCCAUUCAUUUUAUUUAAACUAAGUAUGCAUAUACAACCCCUUCAUAUAUCUGUUAGCUACAGUAUUAAUCUAGUUGAGCAUGAAAUCAUCAAGAUACCAAAACUUAUCGGAACUAGCCUGAAACUGUUAACCCACUAAUUGCCUUAAUUUAUUAAAUGAAUUUACUUAUAUUGAUGAAUAAGUUUUGUUCUGCAGAGCAAUAAUGCCUUUUUUUAUUUGUUGAAUCAAGGACAAAAAUCAUAUUUUUUCCAAGGUGAAAAGCUCUCUGUUUCUCCAUGGAAGGUACUAACUUAGCCUCUAUUUGUGAGCCAUACAUAUGAAGUACUCUAUUGCA
Molecule: messenger RNA, 2997 nt
Organism: Suncus etruscus (white-toothed pygmy shrew)
Lineage: Eukaryota; Metazoa; Chordata; Mammalia; Eulipotyphla; Soricidae
Gene: DENND1B
Product: DENN domain containing 1B
Exons: 22
Coding region: 73-2358 (761 amino acids)
Biological process (GO): endocytosis; endocytic recycling; T cell receptor signaling pathway
Cellular component (GO): intracellular membrane-bounded organelle; cytosol; nuclear speck
Molecular function (GO): phosphatidylinositol phosphate binding; guanyl-nucleotide exchange factor activity
Source: RefSeq, a predicted model, not a curated record